UUCCAGCCCCAGCAGAUGAGACCCUUUCUCUGCGUGGCAGCCACAGCGGCUCAGACAGGACACAUGGCAGGUCCCCUGCUGCUCCUACUGCUGUCCUUCGCCCUGGGAUCUGCUGGACAAGCAGCCCACGGCAACGGGGAAAGGAUUGUUAAUGGAGCGCCGUGCUCAAGAGGCUCCCACCCCUGGCAGGUGGCCCUGAUGCGCGGCAGGGACACGCAGUGCACAGGGGUGCUGAUCCACGCGCAGUGGGUGCUCACCGUGGGCCACUGCCGACAGCUUGCCUACAACGUGCAAAUGGGCAGCGAUGUGUUGAAUGACCCCAACGCCCAGGUGAUCAGGGCCACGGAGUCCUUCGUCUACCCCCAGUUUGACGGCACCAAGAAGGUGCAUGACAUCAUGCUUGUGAAGCUGAGCCGCCCGGCCACGCUGUCGUCCUCCGUGAGGACACUCGCCAUUUCUCCCAAAUGCACGAGCCCUGGGACCACGUGCUUGGUUUCCGGCUGGGGCAGCACCACCGGCAGCCCCUUUGAGACCUAUCCAUCGGAUCUCAUGUGCACAAAUGUCACCAUCAUCCGCCUGGAGGACUGCAGGAGGCACUUCCUGUACCUGAAGAGGCAUUACAUGGUCUGUGGUGGCACCCACACCAGCAACACCAACGCCUAUGUGGGGGACUCAGGGGGACCACUGGUGUGCAACGGCGCCCUGCGAGGCCUGGUGUCCCGGGGACCUUCGACUCCAUCCCUGAACCCCGUUGUCUUCACGGCAAUAUGCAGAUACACCCAAUGGAUAGAGGACACCAUGAGAAGAUAUUCUUGAUCAAUCAUACGCCCAUCUCUCGCUUCCUAUGCCCUGAACAGGAAACUCACAGAAAUAAAGCA
Molecule: messenger RNA, 878 nt
Organism: Myotis daubentonii (Daubenton's bat)
Lineage: Eukaryota; Metazoa; Chordata; Mammalia; Chiroptera; Vespertilionidae
Product: kallikrein-7-like
Biological process (GO): proteolysis; positive regulation of antibacterial peptide production
Cellular component (GO): secretory granule
Molecular function (GO): serine-type endopeptidase activity
Source: RefSeq, a predicted model, not a curated record